AUGGCUCUUAAGGUUUUCGUUGCUUCUCUUCUUGUAGCUUUUGUAUAUGCUGGGGGUCCAGCUAGUUACUCGAUUUCUGCUCCAUCACACGAUUACUAUUCUGUAGGAAGCUCUAACGAACACACCGUUAAGGGAUUAUAUGGGCAAAAUGUUCUAUCGUCUUACACAAAAUCCGUUGCAACCCCGCAUAGUCAUGCACAUGUAUCAUUAUCAAAAUCUUCAAACGACAUCGGACUUGGUUACAAAGCACCGCUUGGUUACCCUGGUUAUGCAGCACCUCUAAUUUCUGGAUAUUACGGAGGAUUUCCGGGUUAUCAUGCACCAUUGAGUGUUGCCAAACCUUUUUAUCCAUAUGGAUCCCCUGGAUUUUAUCCAGCACAUAAGUCUGUUGCACCUGUGCCAGUUCUGGGAAACACCGUUUCAUUCCAUGGAUUGGGUGCACAUUAUGGAUGGUAA
Culicoides brevitarsis is the source of this 456-nucleotide messenger RNA. RefSeq lists its product as uncharacterized. NCBI's taxonomy places the organism in Eukaryota, Metazoa, Arthropoda, Insecta, Diptera, Ceratopogonidae. Bases 1 to 456 code for a protein of 151 amino acids. The transcript is spliced from 3 exons. The record is from RefSeq and is a predicted model, not a curated record.